AUGUCAAGCGAAGAACACCAGUUGGUGGAGAAUAUGAUGACUGACUAUGGAAUGGACAUUGAAGCAAUACCAUACACCGCACCUCCAGGAGAGGAAGGCAUGGAACUUAGUCAUGCAGGUGGGGAGCACAAGGCGUUUGAAGGACUUGCUGGUCAAAUAGCAGACCUUAGUGGCUAUCACUAUAUUGAUCCCCGCACUUGGGAGGACCGUACAGAAACCCAAACAAAUCACUGGCACCUUCAAAUAGACCUGCUCGUGGAUGCUUACCUGGACUAUCGUUUCCGGGAUUCUGGAGAUGGCUUACUGACCUUUGACGACAUGUCUGCGGAGCCACUUCUAGACAAUCCUUCUGGUGUUUCAUUAACCAACAUGGAACUAAUCGACCUUUUCAAGCGAAGCCACUCUUCACUACGAUCACAGCCCUUCCACAAAUACCCUAAUGAGACCUUAAUCUACCAUGGUUACAUUGGGUGCGCACCACUAUAUCCCACGGCUGCCAUCUCGCUGCGCACGCUUGCCGCAUACCUGAAAAGUUUAUGUUUUUUGCAUGAUACUCCCUAUCGACCAUACCUCAAUGCACAAUUUUCGGCCGCUUACGACGUCUAUCUCGAAAUACUUCACCGUGUGAAACAACGUCAUUGUGCAGCACUCAAUCAUGACACACCGAACUGGCGCAUGCUCAAUUCUUGCCCAGCUUGCUUCUAUAAGUUAGAGGACGAGCCUGCACUUCAAUUCGAUUGGCUCGUAUCAAUCGACAGGAACAAUAGUUUGAAACGCUGGAACUCCACGAUUUACGGCUCGAACCCACGCAUUGAUUCUCGUAAGGCACGGUCUGAUUAUUGGCUUGAUACCUGCCAUGUAGACAGGUUUAAAGAUGAAGUUAAAACACGAGAAAGGGACACGAAUGACGAUAACUGGGAGGAUGAAAUGAUCGCAGCCGAAGGCACUACCCCAGCAUUCAAUUGCGUCAACCGAUGGCGCAAUGCUGGUCCCAAUACUUGCAAAAAAAUGUUUUCGGUUUUUGAUGAGUCUGGGAUAUUUAUUGCAGUGUGCCGCCAUAGAUUCGUCGUUCUAGCAUGUGACAUGAUACAAAGUGGAGAAUUGUUGAGUUCUUUCUUAGCUCAUCUUAACUAG
Messenger RNA from Suillus clintonianus, 1134 nucleotides. RefSeq lists its product as uncharacterized. The record is from RefSeq and is a predicted model, not a curated record. The transcript has 6 exons. Bases 1 to 1134 code for a protein of 377 amino acids. NCBI's taxonomy places the organism in Eukaryota, Fungi, Basidiomycota, Agaricomycetes, Boletales, Suillaceae.